AUGGCCAUUCUUAAGUUUUCAUUCUUUUCUAAACAACAAGAUGCAAAACCAUGGAGUUUUCCUGAUGAAUCGCACGACGAGAUACAUAAAUAUUUGUACAAUAGGGAAUUAGGAUUAAAUACGGCAAGGUUACCUCCAAAUUGGUUUAGCAUUGUGUCCCAUCGAAUGCCACAUUUGUUUCAAGAAACUCAGAUUGAUUUGGGAAAUCAUGACAAGAUUUUCUGUUCUCACUGGAUAUCGCAUAAUGAAAUUGUUGUAGGAACAAAAUGCAAUAAGCUUUUAAUCCUCAAUGUCGAAACCAAUAAAAGGUUCGAAAUUCCAUUGGUCACCGGAAGUACAAAUAAUCAACCUCCGGAUAAUAAUAAUAGUAACUGUUCUGGAAUUCGAAGCAUCGCCGUGAAUCCUUCAAGAACUUUACUGGCUAUAGGCGCUGGAAACCCAACUCAAGUUAUGAUAUAUGAGUUACCUUCAUUUGAACCCGUUAUUGUAUUCUCGGGUCAUAAUGAUUUGGUAUUUUCCGUCGCUUGGCUGGAUGAUAGUCACGUUGUAUCAGGUUCACGGGAUGGUACAGUUCGUCUCUGGUCUAUCGAAUCAAAAAUAAUCUCCGAGAUGCCUUUACUACCAAACAAAUUUAUCAAUGUCCACCAACCGUUGCUCACUAGAUCAGAGUGUGGUGGCAAAGUUCGAGAUUUACAAUUCAACUCAAAGACAAAUCAAAUCAUGACCCUUUCAACUGCUGGUUAUGUUAAACUAUGGGACGCAUCAUAUCUUAACUCAAUAACAAAAAUCCCAUUAAUACAUACAAAUGAAAAUGUAUGUUUAUCAAUGAAUUCUAAAGUUAAUUUGUUUGCUGUUGGAUCUCAGGCGCAUAUAUCAGUUAUAGAUCCACGGACAUCUUCUAUAGUUCAUGAGAUCGAUUCUGUAGAUGAGGGUGUUCGAUCCUUAAACUUUAAUGAUCAUAUAAUUACAACUGGAGGUGGUUAUGGAAGGCUUUCAUUUUAUGAUAUGCGUGCUCAAAACUAUCUUUUAUUUAAUACAUCCAAUGAUGAAUCUUCGGUAACAUGUAACUAUAAAGAAACAGGUUCUGGUUGGUUGGUACGUAUUGAUAUGACUCCUCUCAAUAUUGAAAAUGCUAUUUAUACACUUUCAUAUGAUGAAUCAGGUACAAUGCUGUUUACAGGUGGUGGUCCAUUACAACUUGGAUUAAAAGGCUCGCAUGCAACAAUUUGGUCAUGA
Molecule: messenger RNA, 1236 nt
Organism: Cetraspora pellucida
Lineage: Eukaryota; Fungi; Glomeromycota; Glomeromycetes; Diversisporales; Gigasporaceae
Source: the annotation of a GenBank genome assembly